Molecule: messenger RNA, 2263 nt
Organism: Panthera uncia (snow leopard)
Lineage: Eukaryota; Metazoa; Chordata; Mammalia; Carnivora; Felidae
Gene: ZNF575
Product: zinc finger protein 575
Exons: 2
Coding region: 1007-1747 (246 amino acids)
Biological process (GO): regulation of transcription by RNA polymerase II
Molecular function (GO): RNA polymerase II cis-regulatory region sequence-specific DNA binding; DNA-binding transcription factor activity, RNA polymerase II-specific
Source: RefSeq, a predicted model, not a curated record
CGUCGCUGGGCGCGCGCCGGGAGGUGCAGCUCCGCCGCGUCCGAGGGCAGCGCAGCAGCUGCAGCGGCCGCUGCGGGAGGGGCCCGGAGCCCCGCCCCCGGGGAGGGGCCUUCCGCAGGUGAGCCGGGCUCGGGUCCGGGCCUGGAUGCCUGGGUCUUCGGGAAGUGGAUUGGGGGCUGGACGCCAGGAUCUCCCGGAAAAGAAUCGAUUGGAGUCCUGAUGCAUAGGUUCCGGAGGGACUGCAUUGGUGCCUGAGCCUUGGUAGGGUGCAUUGGUGCCCGAAUGCCAUGAUUCCGAGGGGUGCACUGAGGCCCGGACGCCUGAGACCCCGAAGGAGAAAUCCAUUAGGCGUCUCUUAAUCGCAAGACAGGCCACAUUCUUUCUGCAUCUCCCUCCAGGUCUCCCCUCUACCCUCCACGCUGGGGAUGAAAUUUAGCAACAAGAAGGAAGCAGUUCACGCGGCGUCCAUGGACGGAGACUAAACCGCGACUCCGGUAAAGCUACCUAUUGGAGGUGAAUCCCGCCCACUGAGCUCAGGCUCCUCCCCUGGGACAGAGUUGUAAAAGACCCGCCCACCCCGCUGGAAGGCCCCUCCCCUGGGUCUGAGUGGCUUUGGAGCCUAUUUAUAUGGCCCCGCCCAUUCCCGUCUUAGUUUCCACUGCUGGGAGGUUCUAAUGGGGGGAGGUCCCGCCCACUGUGGAUCCUGGCUUCGGCAGCUCUGCGCUCAGGACAGCCCCAGAGUUUAAGUUGUAGAGGCCUCGCCCACUCCGUUCAAGGGCUCCAAGCCUGGGUCUAAGUUGCAAAGGGUCACGUUUGCAUAAACCCCCGCUAGUUGUGCUUUUAGGCUCCGCCGGCCCGCAAGCAACACCUGCCCUGCCUUUGGAUUCCAGACUUAAGACCUCGCUCCUAAAACACUGGUCCGUGAUUUUAGGCCCUAUAGCCUAUCCCCAUCAGCCUGAUCAUCACCGGCGUGGCCUAGCUCCCUCUGGGUUCCUGGGCCAGCAAGAUGCUGGAACGAGAUGCGGAGUCCGCGGCCGGGGACACGGAUCCUAGUCCCACCGGCAAGGAACCUAUAACCAAAGGAGGAGCUCCCCACCAGGGCUCGCCGCAGAAGCCCAGCCAGUCGGUUCCCGGGCCUGCCACGUCCGCGGGGGCGCCUUCUCGACCCCGCCGGCGGCCCCCGCCCCAGCGCCCGCACCGCUGCCCCGACUGUGACAAGGCCUUCUCGUACCCGUCCAAGCUGGCCACGCACCGGCUGGCACAUGGCGGCGCCCGCCCGCAUCCGUGCCCCGAUUGCCCCAAGGCCUUCUCCUACCCCUCCAAGCUGGCGGCUCACCGCCUCACGCACAGUGGUGCCCGCCCACACCCGUGCCCACACUGCCCCAAAGCCUUUGGCCACCGCUCCAAGCUGGCCGCCCACCUCUGGACCCAUGCGCCUGCCCGCCCCUACCCGUGCCCGGACUGCCCCAAGUCCUUCUGCUACCCCUCCAAGCUGGCAGCCCACCGCCACACCCACCACGCCACCGACGCCCGCCCCUAUCCUUGCCCGCACUGCCCCAAGGCUUUUUCCUUCCCCUCCAAACUGGCCGCCCAUCGCCUGUGUCAUGACCCCCCCACGGCGCCGGGCAGCCAGGCCACGGCCCGGCAUCGCUGCUCCAGCUGCGAUCAGGCCUUUGGCCAAAGACGCCUCCUGCUCCUUCACCAACGCAGCCACCACCAGGCUGAGAGCCAGGGGGAGCGCGAGUGAGCCCUCCCCUUGGCUCACAGCGCCCCCCUGCCGCCAGCCCAGGUCAAUGAAGAGGUGGCAUUUCUAAGCUGGGCUGUAUGGACUUGCCUCUGCUCCACUCUGGGCUCAAACUUACCGGGCUGAGGACUUCUGCUCACCUGUUUGGGGGAGGGAAAGGUGUCACCCAUAGUUAGCACUGGGCCCCAAACUAUGGGUUUGGAGCUGUGGGUUGAAAUCAAGUCCUGGCUCCGGUUUUUUCCCUCCUAUUCACAAGGCAAAAGUAAAAAGUCUGCUAGCACCGGGGGUUGGUGAGGAAUGUGGGGAAACAGGGUCUCUCCUUAUUGUGAGUUAAAUUGGUGCCUGCAUUUUGGCCGUUUUGACUGUAUCUAUAAAAAAUUUUAAAUGCACACAUGGUCGUGUCAACUAUUCCACUUCUAGGAACUUAUCCUGUAGAUAAACUCAGCACGUUGAAAUAGGCAUAAGGGUAAGGAUGUCCACAGUGGGAUGGUUGUGGCCAAAGAUGGGAAACAAUCCAAG